Molecule: messenger RNA, 639 nt
Organism: Naegleria lovaniensis
Lineage: Eukaryota; Heterolobosea; Eutetramitea; Acrasida; Naegleriidae
Exons: 1
Coding region: 1-639 (212 amino acids)
Source: RefSeq, a predicted model, not a curated record
AUGAUCACUAGGAAACGAUUGAAUUAUAGUAGUGUGUUCAAUAAUUUUGUUUCCAAUACUCAUUCUACACUGAAUACUACGAGUAAUGAUGGUUCCAAUCCUAACAACCAAACGAACCAUGAACCUCAAGAAAUUCAAUCCCGUUCAAUUAAGAAAGAUGAACCAAUUUCCGAAAUGAAAGACAAGCCUUUGAGUGGUGAUUCUUAUUAUCAUUCCGAGAAGAUGCAUCAAGCAAUGAUGAGUAGAUCUCUGAUCACGACAAGCCAAUCCAAUGCUUCCAUUAUUGAUGGUGAUGAUGAUCAUUCCGAUUCAUUCUCGAUUCAACCCAAAGACAAAUACAAUAUUGAGGAACGACUUGAGGCUCUUGAACGAUUUUGCUUUGAAUUUGAAAUUGAUGAUCCUUUAGAGGAUCACUUUCGAGAGGAAUUUGAAAACAUGAAACAUCAAUUGGAUAAGGAAGCAGAAGCGAGUGGAUUAUGGUUGGAAUCUGUACAAAGUAAUGUAAAUAUCAUGAAGAAUAGGCUUGGAGUAAUGAUAAAGAAAGUUGAAAAACUCUCACAAAAUGUUGAAAGUUAUUUGGAACGAAAUCCUUCCUUAAUCAUAGAAGUGAAGGAAGUAAAAGAAGAGAAUCAUGCAUGA